Molecule: messenger RNA, 10225 nt
Organism: Falco peregrinus (peregrine falcon)
Lineage: Eukaryota; Metazoa; Chordata; Aves; Falconiformes; Falconidae
Gene: KIF21B
Product: kinesin family member 21B
Exons: 35
Coding region: 263-5140 (1625 amino acids)
Biological process (GO): mitotic spindle organization; microtubule-based movement
Molecular function (GO): microtubule motor activity; microtubule binding; ATP binding
Source: RefSeq, a predicted model, not a curated record
AGUGUGUGCGUGUGUCUGGGGGGCGGGGCGUGCAUUCGUGUGGAGCGUGUCAGGGUGACCGGGGGAACCGGAGCCGUGCGUGUCUCUGUGCCUCUGCACGCCCGCGCCCUGGCCACGCGUGUCCGCGCGCCGGCACUGCGGCUGGGUGGGCGUGGCCGCCCCGCCCCGCCCGGCACCUGGGGCCGCCCCCGCCCCGCCCCGCCCCGCCCCGCCCGUGGAUGCUCUCGGGCAGCGGCGGCCGCGGCGCCCGGGUGGCGGGGGCAUGGCGGCCCCGGACAGUUGUGUUAAGGUGGCCGUGAGGAUCCGUCCUCAACUGGCCAAAGAGAAAAUAGAAGGAUGUCACAUCUGUACCUCAGUGACACCCGGCGAGCCCCAAGUGCUGCUGGGGAAGGACAAGGCGUUCACCUAUGACUUUGUCUUUGACCUGGACACAUGGCAGGAGCAGAUCUACACAACGUGUGUGGGCAAGCUCAUCGAAGGCUGCUUCGAGGGCUACAAUGCCACUGUGCUGGCGUACGGCCAGACUGGCGCGGGGAAGACUUACACCAUGGGCACUGGCUUCGACAUGAACAUCUCUGAGGAAGAGCAGGGCAUCAUCCCACGGGCCAUCGGCCACCUCUUCAGUGGCAUUGAGGAGCGCAAGCGGGCGGCGCAGAGUCAGGGCGUGGCAGCACCGGAGUUCAAAGUCAGCGCCCAGUUCCUGGAGCUCUACAAUGAGGAGAUCCUGGACCUGUUUGACAGUGCCCGUGAUGCCGACACACGCCACCGCAAAUCCAACAUCAAAAUUCAUGAGGAUGCCAGCGGGAGUAUCUACACCACGGGGGUCACAUCACGCCUCAUCAGCUCUCAGAACGAGCUGAUCCAGUGCCUAAAACAGGGGGCUCUUUCCCGCACCACCGCCAGCACCCAGAUGAACGUGCAGAGCUCCCGAUCCCAUGCCAUCUUCACCAUUCACCUGUGCCAGAUGAGAGUGUGCACCCGCCCGGAGCUGGUGAACGGGGAGGUGACCAGCCUCCUGGAUGGAGCCCAGCCCACCACCGAGUACGAGACCCUCACAGCCAAGUUUCACUUCGUAGACCUGGCUGGCUCAGAGAGGCUGAAGCGAACGGGUGCUACCGGCGAGAGAGCAAAGGAAGGCAUCUCCAUCAACUGUGGGCUGCUGGCCUUGGGGAACGUCAUUAGUGCCCUUGGAGACCAGAGCAAGAAAGUUAUGCACGUGCCCUACCGUGACUCCAAGCUCACACGCCUGCUGCAGGAUUCCCUUGGGGGCAACAGCGAAACCAUCAUGAUUGCCUGCGUGAGCCCAUCUGACCGGGACUUCAUGGAAACCCUGAACACACUCAAGUAUGCCAACCGGGCUCGCAACAUCAAGAACAAAGUGGUGGUGAACCAGGACAAGACAAGUCAGCAGAUCAGUGCCUUGCGGGCCGAGAUCGCCCGCCUGCAGAUGGAACUGAUGGAGUACAAGGCGGGCAAGCGGGUCAUCCAGGAGGAUGGCUCAGAGGGCUACAGUGACCUUUUCCGUGAGAAUGCCAUGCUGCAGAAGGAGAACAGCACCCUGCGCAUGCGAGUGAAGGCCAUGCAGGAGGCCAUCGAUGCUAUCAAUAGCAGGGUCACCCACCUUAUGAGCCAGGAGGCCAAUCUGAUGCUGGCCAAGGCAGGUGACGGUAAUGAAGCCAUUGGUACCCUCAUCCAGAACUAUAUCCGGGAGAUUGAAGAGCUGAGGACAAAGCUCCUGGAGAGUGAGUCCAUGAAUGAGUCUCUGCGUCGCAGCCUCUCGCGUGUCUCUGCCCGGCCCCCAUACUCCAUGGGCUCAUCCCCAGCAUCUGGCUUGGCUGGCCUGUGCAGCCCCACUGCUCCGGUGGAGACAGAGGCCUCUGAUGUCCUCCAGCGGGCCAAGCAGGACCUGGAGCGCCUGAAAAAGAAAGAGAGAAGGCAACAGAGGAAAAGCCCGGAGAAGGAAGCAUUUAAGAAGCGUCAGAAACUGCAGCAGGACAACGGGGAGGAGACGGAUGAGAAUGAGGUGGAAGAGGAGGAGGAGGAACAGGACGAGAGUGGCUGUGAGGAAGAAGAUGGACAUGAGGAUGAAGAUGAGGACUCGGGCACUGAAGAGAGCCUGGUGGACUCAGAUUCGGAUGCAGAGGAGAAGGCCGUGAAUUUUCAGGCCGACCUGGCAGAUCUGACUUGUGAGAUAGAGAUCAAGCAGAAGCUGAUUGAUGAGCUGGAGAACAGCCAGCGACGCCUGCAGACCCUCAAGCACCAGUAUGAGGAGAAGCUGAUCCUGCUGCAGAACAAGAUUCGGGACACACAGCUGGAGCGGGACCGUGUGCUGCAGAACCUCAGCACCAUGGAGUGUUACACGGAGGAAAAAGCCAACAAGAUCAAAGCAGACUAUGAGAAGCGGCUGAAGGAGAUGAACCGGGACCUGCAGAAGCUCCAAGCAGCCCAAAAGGAGCAUGCUCGCCUGCUCAAGAACCAGUCCCGCUAUGAGCGGGAGCUGAGGAAGCUGCAGGCAGAGGUGGCCGAGAUGAAGAAGGCAAAGGUUGCACUGAUGAAGCAGAUGCGGGAGGAGCAGCAGCGGAGGCGGCUGGCAGAGACGAAGAGGAAUCGGGAGAUAGCGCAGCUCAAGAAGGAGCAGCGCCGGCAGGAGUUUCAGAUCCGGGCUCUGGAGUCUCAGAAGCGGCAGCAGGAAAUAGUGCUGCGGAGGAAAACCCAGGAGGUCUCAGCGCUUCGCCGUCUUGCCAAGCCCAUGUCAGACCGGGUCGCAGGCAGGACAAGCCAGAAGCCAGCCAUGCUGGACUCGGGUGCGGAGGUCUCGGCCAGCACUACCUCCUCUGAGCCAGAGUCUGGCGCUCGCUCAGUCUCCAGCAUCGUGCGCCAGUGGAACAGGAAAAUCAACAACUUCUUGGGAGACCCCUCGUCCUCCAUGAAUGGGGCUCGGCCUGCCAGGAAGAAGUUCCCCAAGAAGGGGACAAGCCAGACCUUCAGCAAAGCUGCCCGCCUCAAGUGGCAAUCACUGGAACGGCGCAUCUUCGACAUUGUCAUGCAGAGGAUGACCAUUGUCAACCUGGAGGCUGACAUGGAGCGUCUCAUCAAGAAACGCGAAGAGCUGGCGCUGCUGCAGGAAGCAUUGCUGGGCAAGAGGGCAAAACUGCAGGCAGAGAGCCCCAAGGAGCAGAAGGGGCUGCAGGAGCUGAACGAGGAGAUCGAGGUGCUGGGGGCUAACAUUGACUACAUCAACGACAGCAUUUCCGACUGCCAGGCCACCAUCAUGCAGAUCGAGGAGACCAAGGAGGAGCUGGACUCCACGGACACCUCGGUAGUAAUCAGCUCUUGCUCCCUGGCCGAAGCCCGGCUCCUGUUGGACAACUUCCUGAAGGCCUCCAUCGACAAGGGGCUGCAGGUGGCACAGAAGGAGGCCCAGAUCCGCCUGCUGGAGGGGCGCCUGCGGCAGACAGACAUGACUGGCUCCUCGCAGAACCACGCCAUCCUGGAUGCCCUGCGCGAGAAGGCUGAGUCGCACCCUGAGCUGCAGGCCCUGAUCCACAAUGUCCAGCAAGAGAACGGCUACACUAGCACAGACGAGGAGGUCUCAGAGUUUAGCAUGGCUUCAGAUGGGAGCGUCUCCCAGUCUUUCACCAUGAAGGGCUCAGCAAGCCAGGAUGACUUCAAAUUCAAGGGAGAGCCCAAGCUCUCAGGGCAAAUGAAGGCAGUGUCAGCUGAGUGUCUAGGACCCACGCUGGAUGUCUCCACCAAGAACAUCACCAAGUCCUUGGCAUCCCUCAUGGAGAUCAAAGAAGAUGGGAUCAGCUUCUCCACCCGAGACCCCUAUUACAAGGAGAAAGUGUCACGUACGAUCAGCCUGCCCACACGAGGAAGCACCUUUCCCAGGCAAUCCCGUGGCUCAGAGACUUCUCCUCUGACAAGGAGGAAAUCCUAUGACCGUGGGCAACCUGCCAGGCCUCCAGAUGUUGGCUUCACCCCUCCCUCAUCCCCACCCACCCGUCCACGCAACGAUCGCAAUGUCUUCUCUCGUCUCACCAGCAACCAGAGCCAGGGGUCUGCCUUGGAUAAGUCUGAUGACAGCGAUUCCUCUGUCUCGGAGGUGCUGAGGGGCAUCAUUAACCCAGUGGGUGGCACCAAGAAUGCCCGGACAGCCCCGCUACAGUGUGUCUCUGUGGCAGAAGGACACACCAAGCCUGUGCUCUGCCUGGAUGCCACCGAUGAGCUGCUUUUCACUGGGUCCAAAGACAGGAGCUGCAAAAUGUGGAACCUGGUGACAGGCCAAGAAAUUGCUUCCCUCAAGGGUCACCCAAACAACGUAGUUUCCAUCAAGUACUGCAGCCACACGGGGCUGGUGUUCACUGUAUCCACGUCGUACAUCAAAGUGUGGGACAUCCGGGACUCAGCCCGGUGCAUCCGCACCCUCACAUCUUCUGGACAGGUGAUCUCUGGGGAUGCAUGUGCUGGGACCACCACCCGCACUGUCACCAGUGUGCAGGGGGAGCACCAGAUCAACCAGAUUGCUCUCAACCCCACUGGCACCAUGCUCUACGCUGCUACUGGUAACUCCGUCCGCAUCUGGGAGCUAAGCAGGUUGCAGCCCAUCGGGAAGCUGAGUGGCCACAUCGGGCCUGUGAUGUGUCUCACGGUAAACCAGACGGCAAGCAACCAUGACCUGGUGGUGACAGGCUCCAAAGAUCACUAUGUCAAGGUGUUUGAGAUUACUGAGGGCAUGGUGGGCAAUAUUGGCCCCACUCACAACUUUGAGCCCCCUCACUACGAUGGCAUCGAGUGCCUGGCCAUCCAGGGAGACAUCCUCUUCAGCGGCUCCAGGGACAACGGCAUAAAGAAGUGGGAUCUGGAGCAGCAGGAGCUUACCCAGCAAAUCCCCAAUGCCCACAAAGACUGGGUCUGUGCCCUGGCCUUCAUCCCCGGCCGUCCCAUGGUGCUGAGUGCUUGCCGAGGAGGCAUGAUCAAAGUUUGGAACGUGGACACCUUCACCCCAGUGGGGGAGAUCAAAGGGCACGACAGCCCCAUCAAUGCUAUCUGCACCAACUCAAAGCACAUCUUCACCGCCUCCAGCGACUUCACAGUGAAGCUCUGGAGUGGAAGGCGGUUACCCGUGGGGUCAAACUAGGAACUGCAAGAAGACUGGAAGACAUGACAGGUCAGGGUACCUCUCCCUUGCUGUCGAGACCUGGUCAUCUACAGGAGCUCAGCCGGGGAUAGGGAUUUCUUUGUGCCUGACCCAACGGGGUGGACCAUGUCCCAUCUGGUACUGUAAGCACUGUCAGCUCCUGUGAGGAGGCAGCUCUGUGGGACACUGUCAGCUCCACCUUCCCUCCUGCUGAGGUUUCUUGAUGGUUUUCCAGUGACCAGGCAAUCCUUCAUCUGUCUUCUUACCUACCCUGCUGUAAUGCCUGCUGGGACUUGUGGGGCUCAGAGCUCCCUUGGCUCCUUCUCAGAGACAUCCGGUUCCCUCCUGCCACCAUGCACUCACGUGGCCUUCGCCGUGAUGUGCUGCUCCUGUCCCUGCUGGCUCCUGGGCUGAUUCCUGCAGUCUUUCUCCACAGCCACGAGGACAUUUGGUGUCUGCUGGCCAGGACCACAGCAUAGAGAGGCUGCUUCUCGGGAGAUGUUACUUGUGGGACAGCCUCUCUGCUGUGGGGGGUCUGCAGAAGGAUUUCCAGGUAGUCCCAUCAUUGCCCAUCCUCUGUCUACCUGUCCCCAGCAGCUGGAGGUGUGCACCUCUGAGCUCCUUUGCCAUGUCCCAGCUCCGCAGGCGUGGCCAGCCUGGGAGGAUCUCCAUCAGGCAACGUCCAGACAAACCUACUGCAAUUCCCUUCGACAUUCUUCAAACUCCAGUCAUAAAGUCAGCUGACCCAUGGCUCUUGAGCUCUUUCCCGUGUGCCCACCCUGCUUUGCAGUGGGGAAGGGAUGCUUAGUCCUGCUCGUGACACCUUGUCCCUCAGCAGGGGUUUUGUGGUGGAUUCCUGCAGCACGUUAACCCCUUGAGAUGGAGAAAUGAAGCAAGAACAGAGGUUACAGAACAAAGAAGCCAAGGCUGGAUUUGUCACCCCCACCCCUGUGGCCCAUCUCAUUUUGCCGUUACUGGGAGCUGGAAGUUGUAAAUCCUUCCCCCAGGCUGCUUUCAGCUCUUUACCUGGGAGGGGGAUAGCUCAGUUUUGGCCCAUCAGCCCCCAUGGAUCUGGGAGCCAGAGAGGGCCCAGCGAGGUGUGGAGCAGCUGGAGGAUGGGCCAGGUUGGAGCCAGCUGUGCCAGGGGCAGGGUGAGGAAGGGGUUGCACACACUGGUCUUACACAAGUUCCCUGAUUGACCCCAUGCCUGAAGGACAAUCCUGCAGUGGAUGAUCUUGCACAGUCUAAUCUCCAUGAAAGGCUGGAGGCUCCAUCCAGGAGUGUUUCCCCAAGGAUGCAGCUUCUCCAGGCUCCCUCCUCCCUCUCCUCCUGUUCAAGGUCUCACACUAGAGCUUUUCUCCAUCUCUCCUGUAGCUCGCUGGACCAGCCCCUGCUUUGUGCUGCCCUGGGCUAGGCAGGGCUUCUCAUGGGAUGGCCAAGGAGACCCCAGGAUCGGUGCUUUUGCCUCACAUGCUCUUGCUUCCCCUCUGUCACAGAAGAAGCAGCAUUUGAACUCAUUUAAGGAUUUUUCCACAUGGUCCCACAAGCACUGAACUGCGAUCUUGGAGGCCAGGGGCUCCAGGACCUGCCCCAUAAAGCACAGACUGUUUUCCCUCUGCUUUCUCUAACCAUGGUAACUUGUGUACUAGCCCCAGAUCAUUUGCCACCAGCCCUUGUUAAAACUAUUCUCGGUGGAGUGUGGAAAUUCCUCUGCAUCCUGAAAGACAGGUUCAUGUCUAUUGAUUUGAAGGGGGAGGGGGGGAUGACACUGAACGACAGGGAUGUGACACAGCUGGGGAGAUGGAUGGACAGAUGGACAUGGACACACGCAUCCUACUGGCUUGCCUUGGAGGAGAGUGUGAUGGCGUGUGUGGCUGUGACCCUGCCCAGGACAGUGACUGGUCCCUUGUGAUCAGCUGACCCUGCACAGCAUGGGACCAGCAGCUCUGUUGAGGCAAAGACCCCUCCUGCUGCAGCUGGAGGAGAAGUGGUGUUAGUGCCAGCAGCUCUGGGCUGUGCGCUUUGCUGGUCUGGAUGGGGCAAACAGAAAUGCACAGGGCACCAUGGCCAUCAAAGUCAUGCACAGUUGGGGGGGGUGGAGGUGUUACCCUCCAAACCUGUCUUGAAGAGGGUUUCCCGGCUCGUUCCUCAGCCAGUUUAACCUUUGCUUGGCUGGAGGCAGGGGCAGGAUAGGGGCCUGUGUGUGUUUGACUGUCUAGACAGACGUACCAUGUGCAUCGGCGUCUGCACCAAGAUCUGCCAGUGCAUGACUUCUCCCUGGUCCCUUCUCAAGUUGGUGAAGGGACCUGCUCUUGGGGGACUUGGGGUCAGACUGCCUUGGCUUUCGCCACCAGUUUCUUCCUGUGUGUAGGCUGCAAGUGCCUGCUUCGUUUCCUAGAGCUGAGUGGCCAAUCCUGGAUGAUGCUGAGCAUCCACCUUGCUGCUACAUCCAGCAGUGUGUUGCAGGGGCUUCAAGCCUUUCACAGCCUGCAAGUGGAGAGAGCUGGGUGCUCCCCCUAGGAGAGGGAGGUCUUUGAAGCGAGGGGUGACUGAUCACAUAGGGGUGGUGGGUGGGGGUGGUGUGUGUGUCUUUCUUACUAUCUGUGUGGGUUGAUAUUUCCUAUGGAGGAGAGCAACGGUGCAAGCUGGGUGCUCUCGUCAUUGGGUUUCAUUUUGGAGAUGGGGUGGAGAGUUUGUGAUGUUACCUUUUUAUCUUAAUUACUGUUAUUGUUAUGGUUUUAACACUUGAAUUCAUCCUGGGGACGUGUGGGCUCACUCCCACCUCGCUGUAUGUCUGAGCCAUGCCUCCUGUCCCUCUCCCUGCCUCCUCCUGGGCAGCGCAGAAGGACCAGCAUCCUCCUCCCCACUGUGCUCACAGCUUUCACUUUUGCAGUGGGAUCCCCCAGCUGAAUUGCAACACUGAGAUUUUGUUCCUGUUGCUCAUGGGAUGCUUGGCAUCGUUGCUGUUAGUUAUUGGGUUGAUUUGCAGCCUGGAACUGGUCCCUCUUGUCCCUUUGAAGCAUGGAAAGGGACUUCUGAAAGGCUCAGCUCAGCCUGUAUUCCUGCCUCUGCUCUCACAGAUACUCCCUGCAGGUGCAGUGAAGCCCUUCUUGUCCAUGCGAAGCACACUGCUGGAAUGGGCUGGUCCUAGUCCCCAUUUUCCAGAGCCUGCUGUAAUUUGGUGGUAGCCUCGAGCAGCAGGGAACUGGUGCUGUAAAAGUCCGUGGGCAGGGUGGAGGCAAUCUGUGAGAGAAGCUGACUCAUGUUGUGAUGUUUGAUUUUUUUCACUCCCAAAACACAGUUGAAUCUAGGUUCUGUUCCAGGCACUGAACAUAAACUAGGGUAGCCCUGGAGUCCUCAGGUUACCCUCUAGUCCGAGCUGGGGAGCCAACACAGGGCUGUACCCCAUUCCUCUUGCACAAUGGAGUUUGGGAAGGGGCUUGCAGCUCUGAGCUACAGUCAGUUGAGGGGGGGGGGGGGGGAGUUACCCCAAACACUAAAGCACAAGGUCCCAACGUGCAGGUGGUCUAGCAAAGGUGGCCCCUUGGACUCUGGUCCUUCAGAACUCAGAUUGGGGCCAUGGGCUUGGACAACAAAAGUAGAGGUGGGCCUAGGGGGAGGGCUGUUUUUUUACUGGAGGAAGCAAGUGAGCUGUUUCAUCCUUUUGCACUGUGCUGGGGUGCUCCCCUGGGUCUCGGGGCUUGCACUGCUUGCAUAGCUGAAGUCCAUCUUGUAGUUUCUGAGUCUCUCUACCAGCCUGUCUAUUGCAGGAACAGUUUGGAGCUGCCUUUGCACUGUGCGCCUCGCUUUCCUUUGCCCUUGAGUACUUUGAUUUGUGUUGAGGGUGUUAUGAUGCCUGCAGUCCAGGGAGGUCUGUCCUUUCUUUCCUCAAAUUGCUGGGUGAUGCUUUUUUCCCUGGGCCCUAACUCUUGCUCUAUGGGUCUCUUCCCUCCAGCACAAAGGGCCAGCUCCAGCCUUUGCUGAGGGUGUAGGUGCUGCCCCAGAGUUAAGCUUUGCACACAGUGGGUGGAGAUGACUCAGAAGUCCAAAAGCACUGGGCCCUCAAACCACUGUGAGCCCUCCCAGGAAGCCUGGACAGUGCCCCCUCCCUGGCACCCACAGCUCUUACGGCAGAAAAGGACAGGCUGGUGGUGCAUCUCUCAGUCUGGCCGCCUGCAAGGAGCUGGAGCAUCAGGGUCCUGUCCCCCCAGGUGUGUUGUUCCUCCCCAGCACCUCUGAGCACAGAUGCUUUGGGGUCUCAGACGCUGCCUCCUGCCUUGAUACUGCAGAACCAGUGCCUGCUCUCCAGGGUGCUCUCCUGCUGUCCCUAUCCCUGUCCUUCCCCUGUCCCAUGCUGGAUGGGGUCCAAGUACAAUGCCUGCAGAGCACAGGGCUCCCACUUGCUUUUCAGCAAGCUCACUGCUUUGCUCUGUCCUGCAGGCUACACCCCCUCCCUGAGCCCCCUGCACCUUUCUGGUGGGGGGAAGGGAACUCCUGGCCCUGGCCCCUCCAUCUGCUGUAUCAAGCUCCAGCUGUAACUGGGAGGGAGCCCUGUACAGCCCCAACCCUGCCAGGCCCUGGCCUGGCCUCCUGGGCCUUGCCCCCAGAAAAGCACAGCCCUGCGCCUUCCUCCUGCUCCCAGGAGCUUGUCCCCUCAUCUGUAACAGCUCUGUCCCUGGCACCUGCCAGCUGUUCCACAUCCCCCGUGUCCUGGGACCACCCAGUACCUUCAGGUCCAGCCCUGCGGCAGGGCUUGGGCAGCUGCAGCACUAUGUUGCCUGCUCCAUCACCUCUUGCUGCUGCACAAGUAUUGCAAAUAGCGGGUGCCUUUUCUUGGUCAGAGUUGUUUUCUAGAGGCCAUCUCUUGUGAAGGCUUUUUUUUUUUUCCCCUCUGCUGGGUAAUGCAGCCCAGCCCACUGGUUUGAAUUUGUUAGAGAACAAGGCAUGUACAUAUAUUUUAUACCUCGAUGUGUUCCUGUAAAUAGUGUAAGUUAUUUUGGUCUCAAGCUGUACAUGUUUUUUCAAUGGCUGUGUUUGUUCCUUGCGUUUUUGUCUUCAUGAAUAAAAUAUACUGAGAUGAAGUGA